CAGAGGACCUCCAAAACAGGACAGCAUGCUAUCCUAGCGCUCAGAGGACCCACAGCAUUCAGGCACUCUGAGCAAGUCUGGAGAACACUGGACCGGCGCUGAGACAGGCAGAGAGCCCUGUGCUCACAUCAGACACCCAACACAGAGCUCAGUGCUCACACGCGCCUGUGACUGACUGAGCACAGGAACAGAGGAGGAGGGGGAGGACCAGGAGGAGGAGGAGCCAGCAAUAAGGGUACGAGACGGGGGUCCAUCCAUUUGGACACACGGCGUAGGGUUGAGGACAGAGCAGCUUGUCCGUCCUCCGGCUGAAGUUAAGAGUGCGAUCGGACGGCUGGCUGAGGGCGAGGCGGCGCUGAGCAGCGAGUGGCGCGUGGAUACUGGGCACAGGGGAUAUGGCUCUGUAAGCCUGCGGUGUGCGCCCUCUCUCUCUCUCUCUGUCUCUCCCUCUCUCCGCUUCUCUGCGAGACCACCGAGCACCGCGGCGCGCUGCAUUACAGACCCAGCGCCGCCAUGCCCCUGUUCGGCUGGAUGAAGCGGCCCCGUGGGGAGGGCGUGUCCGCAGAGCCGGGGGGCCCCAGUCGCACCCUGAUGCGGGAGCUGCUGUGGCACGUGGAGGAGAGGGAGCGGCUGGCCAGGGAGGUGGAGCUGCAGCACCGCCUCUCCCACGGCACCCUGGGAUACCGCUGGACGCGGAGCUACCCAAGCCUGCGCGCCCUCAUCCCGCCGUCCGAACGGCAGCAGCUGGAGCACCUGUGCGCCCAGAUAGAGCCUGUGCACACCGCCGCUGUGCUCUGCAGGUUCAGAGAGGUACUGGCCAGAAACAACAUCCUGCCCUGGGAACUGGUGUACGUGUUCAAGCAGGUCCUGAAGGACUUCCUGGGCAAGGAGGAGGACGAGGAGGAGGAGCGGCGGCUGCUCCGGCCGAUGGAGGCGUGGACUAACCGCUACCACAUGAAGCAGGGGUUCGUCACCCCCACCGUGCCCGACUGCGGGGAGACGCACAAGGAGGAGAUACCCACCAUCUCCAGCUACGUGGACCGCAGCAUGCGCAGGGGCUGCCCCUACCUGACCCAGAGGGACUGGGACCUUCCCUACUACUACCCCACCCCCUACAACUGCUCUGAGGCCUAUAGCACCAUGCUAUAGUGCCGCCUUCCUCUCUGUCCUCCAGCCUACCUUCAGUGACUCUACCUGGACAACAAUGCCAGGCUUCAGAAAGGAACAAGAAGCCUGGACUCUUCCUCUGAUAGAAUACGUCCUGAUGUCCUUUAUACUUAAAUACAGCUUCCUUCCUGUCAUUUAUAGACUGUGGGUAAUGCUUGUGAACAUAAUCAGAAGUUUAUGUACAGUAGGUGAACAGGGUGGCACAUAUCAUUAAGUGAGUGCCAUGUCACCCUAGAUGACCACUUGUUGGAACCGAACAGGCCCUGGUUUCACUUUCAACAUUCCCCACGAUAAACGUUCAUGGACCUGUGACCUAACUGCAUUUGUACUGUCAGUUGGAACAUCCAAACAAACACAUACUGUACUCAUUGGUGACUUGUGCGGCACAGGUUUCAUUGUCACCCAAUUCUCAUUUAGUUUAGCUGCAUAAUAUAGAGAAGGCCUCACCCUCUCAGAGUAGCAUACCUGUGAAAGUAUAAUAUGUAGACAUUUAUCUUCAUUCAUGUGCAAUUAUUCAGUGCAUUUGUGCUAUUGCAAUAGUUUUCAAACUCGGUCCAGGGGACCCACUGCGCAUGCUGAAAACAUGAUUUUAAAUUCUAACAUAAUUUAGUACUUCUAUUUCAGCAAAAUGAAAGUGUGUCUCAUUUGCUCUGUCCCAUAAAUAGUUACGUUUUUGUGACCAGGUGUGCACACUAUCAGCAAUUAGGAUUCCCACCAUGGCCAUUUCUCAUCUGUGGUCCCUUCUCUAUGUUACCCUCUCUGUUUUCUACCAGCCCGAUUAAAUCAAAAAAUACAAAAGGAGGGCAGGCUCUCAGUUGUCCUUAAAAAAAAAUCUUUAUAAAAUAAUGAUUUGCAAUACAGUAGUGCAUUACAGAAAAAUGAAAGCAUUUGAUUAUCAUACCUCAGAAGACAUGGCUCAAUAAGGACUGAGUUUUAAAAUCCUGCCAUUUUCUAACAGACCCAGAUCUUUGAGCUGUACAGAACCCUGGAGCAUACAUGUUCUUAUCCAAUAUUUUCAGAUGAGAAAUAACGAGCAAUGGUGUUACUAUAUAUAAUGUCCUCUUUUUUUCUUCAAAUUUUACUGUAACAAGCUGGCAAUCUUUAAACUGCAGAGCAUUUUGGCAAUUACUACACAUUUUCAUUAGCACCUACUGUAGCAAUAAAGAAAUAUUUUGCUGUUUUUUUCAGUUUUUUGUUAAUUUUGUUGGUGUACUUGAUUGUGCGACUUAGCUCAUACCAUUAAAAUAGCUAUCGGAAUUACACCCAUCAAAUAAGUCUAGCCUGGGGGUUGGGCUCUUGUUUCGUGACCUCAGUGUGCACAGGAUUUCG
Molecule: messenger RNA, 2496 nt
Organism: Anguilla rostrata (American eel)
Lineage: Eukaryota; Metazoa; Chordata; Actinopteri; Anguilliformes; Anguillidae
Gene: rd3l
Product: RD3 like
Exons: 3
Coding region: 514-1149 (211 amino acids)
Source: RefSeq, a predicted model, not a curated record